UCCUCAGACAUCAUUUCCACCAUGCAGCCGUACUAGCAACAACAGCAACUUUAAUCAUCAUCCUCAUGAUGAUUCUCUAUUUCUCCACCAAACCCAAGCCAGUUUACCUCGUCAAUUUCGCCUGUUAUCAGCCGCCGGACUCGCUACGAGUGUCUCUGUCGAACUUCAUCGAGCACGUGGAAAGGAGUGGUUGUUUCACCCAAGAAAGCAAAGAAUUUCAAGAGAAGGUGUUACGAAGAUCAGGCAUCGGAAACGAGACAUUCCUGCCAGUUUCAGUGCAUGAAGUGUGUCCGACUCCUUCUAUCAAGGCAAGCAAAGCAGAGAUCGAACAAGUGCUUUUCCCUAUAGUGAAACAACUCCUCUCAAAUCGAAGAAACAACUUAACAACAAACCCUAGAGACAUUGACAUUCUUGUCACCAACUGCAGCCUCUUUUGCCCAACUCCCUCCAUUUCGUCCAUGGUCAUAAGCAAGUUCGGGUUCAGAAGCGAUAUCAGGUGCUUCAGUCUUAGUGGAAUGGGGUGUAGUGCUGGGAUUCUUGCAAUAAGUUUGGCUAAAGAUUUACUAAAAGUUCACAAGAACUCCAUAGCUUUGGUUCUAAGCAUGGAAGCUAUAUCUCCAAAUGGCUACCAAGGCCAAGUCAAGUCCAUGCUUUUGUCCAACAUUUUGUUCCGAAUGGGUGGCGCAGCCAUUCUUCUUUCAAACCGAAAAUUCGACAAGCCAACCGCUAAGUACGAGCUCCAACAUCUUGUCCGGACACAUACCGGAUCGGAUGAUAAUGCUUAUCAAUCUGUUUUUCAACAUUCGGAUGAUGAUGGCAAACAAGGGGUCUCUAUCUCAAGAUCACUUCUUCAUGUUGCAGCCAAAACGCUAACCAUCAAUGUGUCAAGAUUAGGCCCUUUAGUACUACCCUACUCCGAGCAGUUCCUGUAUGGAUUGUCCGCGGUGUUUCGGCGAGUGUGGCAGUCGUCGACGUCCUCAUCCUCAGGUAGGCUGUUGCUUUACGUGCCGAAUUUUAAGAGGGCUUUUGAGCAUUUUUGCAUACAUGCUGGAGGAAGGGCUGUGAUUGAUGCUCUUGAAGAUAGUUUAAAGCUGAAAAAGGAAGACGCUGAGGCUUCAAGAAUGACACUAUACAGAUUUGGUAACACUUCAUCUUCUUCUGUUUGGUAUGAGCUUUGCUAUUUGGAGGCAAAAGGAAGAGUGAAGAAAGGAGACCGUGUUUGGCAAAUUGCAUUUGGGAGUGGUUUCAAAUGCAAUAGUGCUGUUUGGAAGUGCAUAUCAGAUCUUGAUUCAAGUGAAGUAAACGCUUGGUCAGACCGAAUUAAUAUGUACCCUGUUGAUGUACCAAGCGUCUUAAUAUUUUGA
Messenger RNA from Humulus lupulus (European hop), 1364 nucleotides. Its product is annotated as 3-ketoacyl-CoA synthase 7-like. Gene Ontology annotation, cellular component: membrane. Bases 66 to 1364 code for a protein of 432 amino acids. Lineage: Eukaryota; Viridiplantae; Streptophyta; Magnoliopsida; Rosales; Cannabaceae. The transcript has a single exon. The record is from RefSeq and is a predicted model, not a curated record. Gene Ontology annotation, biological process: fatty acid biosynthetic process. Gene Ontology annotation, molecular function: acyltransferase activity, transferring groups other than amino-acyl groups.